UCUCUCUCCCUCCUAUCUCUCUCUCCUCUCACAUGUUCUCUCUCCCUCUCUCUCCCACCCCCCUUUCUCCUUCUUUCUCUCCCUCUUUCUCAUGUUCUCUCUCUCUCUCUCUCUCUCUCUCUGUCACACCUAGGAGUAAUGUAGCAGCCAGUAGAUGUAACAGCAUGUUUUGUGAGGUUGAAGGAAACCGGAGAACCCUGAGGAAGCCCACAUAGACACGUGAGACAGUAACAGACAGUAUGAGAAGGUGAAACUUAUAAUCUAUAGUUACUGUUACUGACAGCCUUUAUGUAAUAAUUAUUUGUUUUGACAUGAUCAUAUUAAUAUUUAUUAGUUAGUUUCUGGAGUCACGCAGCAGCAUGACGGUGAAACCAGGCUAAAUGAAGCUGAAGUAUUUCUACUCUGUUACAGUUAAGUGUUAAUUCAGCUCUGGGUCGUGUUUACUUCCGGUCCCGGGAGCGCGUGAGAGCGUCCAAGUGUGUCGUCACGCUCUGGGCCCGUGCUAAAGCGCCGGAGUCCCCCCCUUUCGUUUUUUUUCUUUUCAAAGCGGUAUUAAAAAGAGCGCUGCGUGAGACAGGAGGAUUUUCUGCACCCUUUCUGGCGCUUGAGGGGAAUCUUAAAAAAAAAAAGAAGAAAAAAAGUGGGCAGGGAGUGCUCAAGGUUCGGCCGCGUGGCUCGUGCGCUCUCUGUGUCUGUCUUUCGUGCUGGACAACCCGGGAACCUUCCUCCUUCCAUCCAUCAGCACUUAAGUUUUGCAUCCGUGGUUUCGGAAAGAAGGAAAGGAGGGCCAAAGAAUAACAAACAAACAAAUAAACAAACAAACAAACCCACAAACAAAAAACUAAAGAUGCGCCUCGCGCGGUGAGGAGUCGGUGCGCGUCACCUGUUGCGGGAUAAAGCAUGGGAGUGCUGAGCACGGACCUGCGGGUCACCCUGCAGAUUCUACCAGGCUUCUUCUCCAACUGCCUCUUCUUCGUGCUCUACGACUCGGUGGUGCUCGUGAAGCGCGUCGUGUCGCUCGUGAGUCUCUCGUGCGGCGGCGGCGGCGGCGCGUGGCAGCAGCGCAUGCUCACCUCGGCCGGCGUGCGCUCCAUCUGGAACAGCUUUCUCCUGGACGCCUAUAAGCAGGUGAAACUGGGCGAGGCGGCUCCCAAUUCUAAAGUGGUGCAGGUUCCCGGGAUCUCCGGCUGCCACUGGAGCAGCGUGGAUGGAAAGACGACGGACGAGUGUCGCCUGCUGGACUUCGAAUCGUCCGAUCGGCCCUUGGUGGUCAACUUCGGCUCAGCCAGCUGACCCCCGUUCGUGAGCCAGCUCCCGGUUUUCCGGAGGCUGGUGGAGAACUUCUCGGACGUGGCGGACUUCCUGCUGGUCUACAUCGAAGAGGCUCACCCAUCUGAUGGAUGGGCGGGGCCGCCCAUGGAACUGUUCCCGUUCGAGGUGAAGAAACACCGCAGCUUGGAGGAGCGCAUGGUGGCGGCGCAGAGACUCGUCCAGCAUUUCUCUCUGCCGCCGCAGUGCCAGCUGGUGGCUGACUGCAUGGACAACAACGCCAACGUUGCGUACGGCGUCGCCUAUGAAAGGGUGUGCAUCGUACAGAAGAAUAAAAUUACUUAUCUGGGAGGGAAGGGUCCGUUUUAUUACAGCCUCAAAGACGUACAGAACUGGCUGGAACGGAGCUACGGGAAGCGAUAAUCAUCGAUGAUCGAUGGAAUAGUUUUUUUUUAAAAUAAAGGACAAAAAAGAAGACGACGCCCACUUUUAAACCUCUGCAGCCCUCGGCGGCGACGUGAACGAUCUCUGGAAAUCGUCCGAAUUCUCUGAAGAUCGUCAAGCAGGUUUCCCGAGUGGAAUCCGAGCGUUCUAAGCAACGACGCUAAACAAGAGACUAAAUCAAGCAUUGCACUUCGACUUUUAUACUUUGAUAGGACGUCUUUGACGAAAAAAACCCCUGUGUAUGCACUAUAAACACCUAUAAACACUAUCAAUAACCGAGUCGUUCGCAUUAAGACUAGUAUUAUAGCGUGUAAAUCUUUUAAGCUAAAUAACAUGCAUCGCUUCGCAGAACCAAACUGCCGAAACCCGGAAGAAAGCACAAGCUCACGGCUUUUAAUAUACAGAAGAAACAUAAUUUAUUUUUUGUGGAUGUUUAUGUUUGUUGUUUUAAAUGUGACAUGUUUACGUCCAGUUUUGUUUGAAGUAGACAAUCGUGCGUAGAACUCGCCGCUUUAGCCACGUUUUCAGCUUCUGCGUGUCUGAUUAACACUUUAGCACAUCUGCCCCAGGGGAAAAAAGUCACUAAUGGAAAUCCUGACUAAAACCCAAAUAUAAAAGAUAAACGCAUAUAUAUUUUUGAAAAUAAGUUUCUAUGAAGGCCACAUAUACAUAACAAACUAUAAACACAUUCAUAAGACGUUAUAACGCAUUUGUAACGAUCCGUAAUGAUGGGUUAAAGCAGAGCAGCUCGUAAAACACGCAAAAAAAACGCUUUUGCUUGAAGUCUCGGUUCUUCAGCCUUUAUUACUCUGUUACGUCUGUUAAUAAAGCCUGAAAGUCGACUACUUUUACUAGAAGUAUGUCAGAAUGUAUCUGUCAGUGUUUUACACUCAGUAACGAGUCCGUCGUUCUUUUAUUUCAUAUUUGCAAGUACAUUUAAAAAAAAUUUGGAUAGAUAAAAUACAUCAGAAAGCUUAAUAAAGGUUGCUAUAAUCUAUGAUUCAUAGACAUUCUCAUAAAUACAUUGGAACCUCGGUACACGAAUGCCCUCCCUUACAAAUUUUUGUCUUAAGUAUUGAAAUUUUGCAAGAAAUUCAGGAGGUGUACAAAACUUGUUAGCAUCAGUGGAAGCGAGUUUUUCGUAAAGCUGUUUGGAAAGAGUCAACCCACAAUACCGACGUCGCCUUCGGCAUGCGUUCAAAAGCUGUGUGAUUUUUGAGGCAUUUUUUUGUUGACAGAUUGGUGGCGUGGGCGGUCUGUUCUAUUUUUAGCCCCAGCUUGGUGGCACGACUUCCUGUGAGGAGCCUUGACAUGGAAUGCUUGGCUUGGGUCAGUUCUAUGUAAGCAGCCAUACAGUUUACAUACACUUCGUAUUGGUCAUAUUGGUCAUAUUUUUGGGCGACUGGAACGGAUUAUCUGCAUUUACAUUAUUUCUGAUGGGAAAAUUCGUUUAAGUACAAAUUUUCACCGAGGUUCCACUGUUAAUUAGAAAAAAAAAUGUAGAAUGAUUUAUAAUAAACAUAUUACAGCAUGUCAUGAAUGAAUUAAUGGCCUUCAUAGAGACUGGUACAGAUAUAUAUAUUUAUAUAUAUAUAUAUAUUUAAUUUUUAAAAAAAUUUUUUUAUUUUGUAAUAUAUGUCAGUUUCUUGACGAUCCUCAAAAAAGCACUAAUUUUUAAAAGGGAAUUUUUUAUGUAUUGUAUGUUUUGUUUUGGCGAAAAAAUUGGUUUGAUAUUUGAUUCAAAGCAGAUUUGCUCAAACAUUGCAUUUUGAAGGUAAUUAUUUAUACCCUCUCUCUCUCUCACACACGCACACACACACACACACACACACACACACACCUCUACAGACGUUCAUUUGUGUGUCAGAGACAAACCGGUGUGUGAAUGAAGGCCACUGACGAAAGGAUCCCUCAUUCCUGUCUGUGGUUGGAUGAAAGGUCACACCUCUUUGUCUGGAUGUGAAAUGAACGUUCCUGUAGAUGCUCCAGAUUCAGCAUUCCAGCAUAUUUACCACACUUCAUACACCCCCACCCCCCCCAUGCUGUGCGACCGGCUGCUUUCUUGCAAGUAUACACAAAUAAAGCUCAAUCUUUUGCUCAUGA
Messenger RNA from Hemibagrus wyckioides, 3816 nucleotides. RefSeq names its product iodothyronine deiodinase 2 (gene dio2). Gene Ontology annotation, molecular function: thyroxine 5'-deiodinase activity. NCBI's taxonomy places the organism in Eukaryota, Metazoa, Chordata, Actinopteri, Siluriformes, Bagridae. The record is from RefSeq and is a predicted model, not a curated record. The transcript is spliced from 2 exons.